UUGGCAUCAGGGAGUGUGGCAUAUUCCCAUUGGCCCAGCAGUUGAUGAGCCGUGGCUGGCGUGGAUAAAAGCUGGGUCUGCAUGGAGCUCUCCAAAGCGCUGCCCUGACCACCUUCUCCUUGGGAACAGGAGCUCCAUCCCAUCCCACCAAGAUGUCUUGCUACGACCUGUGCCCACCAAAAACCAGCGUGGCCGUGCCCCAGCCCAUCGCUGAGAGCUGCAACGAGCUGUGCGCGCGCCAGUGCCCCGACUCAACGGCCUUCAUCCAGCCACCGCCCGUCGUCGUCACCUUCCCCGGCCCCAUCCUCAGCUCCUUCCCCCAGCAAGCCGUGGUGGGCUCCUCCGGAGCACCCGCCUUUGGGGGUUCCCUGGGGCUGGGGGGCCUCUACGGCGCCGGGGCCACUCAGGGCUCGGGGGGCCUCUGCACCUUUGGCAGACCCUACGUGUCUCCUGCCUGCAGCCCCUGCCCCUUGCCCCGCUACAGCAGGAAGCUGUGGGACACCUGUGGGCCCUGCUAAACCCAGGCUCUGUUUUCAACCAGCACCAACAGCAUCUGCUCAUGCUUGAUCUCCUGGGCAUUGAGUGCUGAGGAGUGCUGAGCAUCUCCAGCUGUGGCUGAGGCCAUGGCAGCUGGCAGUACUGCCAGCUUUGCAUGCUUUGCCUGGUUCUCCCGCUCAUUCAUCUUCUUCCAUGGACUACAACUUGUGCCUGAUCUGCCUUUUUUUCUCUAUCUCCAUCUCCAGCUGAUCUGGGAACAAUAAAGAUUUACUGCAUUCACA
Molecule: messenger RNA, 779 nt
Organism: Gallus gallus (chicken)
Lineage: Eukaryota; Metazoa; Chordata; Aves; Galliformes; Phasianidae
Gene: CBP2Q1G
Product: scale keratin-like
Exons: 2
Coding region: 153-518 (121 amino acids)
Cellular component (GO): intermediate filament
Molecular function (GO): structural constituent of cytoskeleton
Source: RefSeq, a predicted model, not a curated record